Messenger RNA from Pteropus alecto (black flying fox), 2769 nucleotides. RefSeq names its product cell division cycle associated 7 (gene CDCA7). Gene Ontology annotation, biological process: regulation of DNA-templated transcription. Gene Ontology annotation, cellular component: nucleus. Bases 133 to 1485 code for a protein of 450 amino acids. The record is from RefSeq and is a predicted model, not a curated record. The transcript is spliced from 10 exons. Lineage: Eukaryota; Metazoa; Chordata; Mammalia; Chiroptera; Pteropodidae.
CGGCCCGGGUCUGGGCGCCCCGCCCGCCCGCCCGCCUCGCGGCUCGGGCUGCUACUGCUCGGUGGGACCGCGGCGCGCGUGGCUACUCCGCUCUCCCCGUUGCAAGCACUGGCCUGGGCGCCGGCCGCCAGCAUGGACGCUCGCCGCGUGCGGCCAAAGAAUCGCAGAGUAAAGAAGAACUUCAAGAAAUUCAGAUAUGUGAAGUUGAUUUCCAUGGAAACCUCGUCAUCCUCUGAUGACAGUUGUGACAGCUUUGCUUCUGAUAAUUUUGCAAACACGAAACCUAAAUUCAGGUCAGAUAUCAGUGAAGAACUGGCAAAUGUUUUUUAUGAGGACUCUGAUAAUGAAUCUUUCUGCGGCUUUUCAGAAAGUGAGGUGCAAGAUGUGUUAGACCAUUGUGGAUUUUUGCAGAAACCAAGGCCAGAUGUCACUAACGAACUGGCCAGUAUUUUUCAUGCCGACUCUGACGAUGAAUCAUUUUGCGGGUUCUCAGAGAGUGAGAUACAAGAUGGAAUGAGACUGCAGCCAGACCGUGCGGGCUGUAGGACUCGCAGUCAGUGCAGACAUCCAGGACCUCUCCGAGUGGCCAUGAAGUUUCCAACUCGAAAUACCAGGAGAGCAGCCAACAAGAAAGCAGCACCCCCUGAACCCUCAGAGAAUUCUGUGACUGAUUCGAAUUCUGAUUCAGAAGAUGAAAAUGGCUUGAAUUUUUUGGAGAAAAGAGCUUUAAAUAUAAAGCAAAACAAAGCGAUGCUUGCAAAACUAAUGUCAGAAUUAGAAAGCUUCCCUGGCGCGUUUCCUGGACGGCAUUCCCUCCCGGGCCCCAGUUCCCAACCAAAGACACCCCGAAGGCGUACCUUCCCAGGUGUUACUUCCAGGAGAAACCCCGAACGGAGAGCUCGUCCUCUCACCAGGUCAAGGUCUCGGAUCCUCGGGUCCCUUAGCUCUCUUCCUGUGGAGGAGGAGGAGGAGGAAGAGGAUAAGUACAUGCUGGUGAGAAAACGGAAGUCCAUGGAUGGCUACAUGAACGAAGAUGACAUGCCCAGAGGUCGUCGUCCUGGAUCCAUGACCCUUCCGCAUGUAAUUCGCCCGGUGGAAGAAAUUACAGAGGACGAGCUGGAGAACAUCUGCAACAGUUCUCGAGAGAAGAUAUAUAGCCGUUCAUUGGGAUCUACUUGUCAUCAGUGCCGCCAGAAAACAAUCGAUACCAAAACAAACUGCAGAAACCCAGAGUGCUGGGGCGUUCGAGGCCAGUUCUGCGGUCCCUGCCUUCGAAACCGUUAUGGUGAAGAGGUCAAAGAUGCUCUGCUGGAUCCAAACUGGCAUUGCCCACCUUGUCGAAGAAUCUGCAAUUGCAGUUUCUGUCGGCAGCGAGAUGGGCGGUGUGCGACUGGGGUCCUUGUGUACUUAGCCAAAUACCAUGGCUUCGGGAAUGUGCAUGCUUACUUGAAAAGUCUGAAACACGAAUUUGAAAUGCAAGCAUGAUAGCUGGAAGAUCCACUACCUGCCUUCCACCGCAUAAAUAUUCCUGGUUAAAGUUUUCACUUUUGUCAUGUGAUUGAAACCCAAGUUAAGAAUUUUGAUGGUCAAUCUGUUUUAUAGGAAAGUCAAAUCAGGUUAAUCUCAUUAGACGGAUGUUUCUGAGCAUCAUGGAAGCAUAUUGCUUGCUAGCCAUACUUUGCCCUCUUGCCAUUUCUCCUUUGAUUUCCCCUGCCCCUCACCACCCCCCUCUAUUUCCAGUGGUUCUCUUUCACCAUCUGGUUUCUGAUUUUUUUUUUUAAUGACAAUUUUAUGAAAGCAUGCUUGAUUUAACUGGUGUUGAAAUAGCCCUGGAAUCCACCUAUAAAACCAAGCACUUAGAAACACAGUAGUAGUGUUAACUAACUACAUCUAUUGAAUUCCAGAGACUAGCCCUCUAACUUGUUUACAGGAAAACAAUGGGUAUGAUUUAAUGUUUGUACUAGUUGAUAUUUCUAACAAGACUCAAGGCGCAGAAGUCUUAAAACCACGUGGAGAAAUGAGGUCAUCAUUGGAAAGUGGAGUAUGUUGCUUCGGAUGCCUCAAGAAUAUUCUGUGUAUUGUGCUUAUUAGACAAGUCGUCGCAGCUGAGGCUUAGUUGCUGCUGAUUUCUUCCACCAUGGGGUUGGGGUGCAUCAGGCUCACACAGUCCUGACCCAAAGGUUUGUGGGCAGUGCUAUACUUGAGGUCAUUGUAGAGUAGAAAAGAUAUCCUAGGGAAUUAGGAUGGCGAGUCUUCAGAAAUAGGCUGAUUUGAAUUCAUGGUAUAAAACUUUGGUAUAAUGGUAGUUUACCAAGUUUAUUUCAGUACACAAAUAUGUAAGGUAUUUCAAAUAAAUUCUUGAUCAUUUUGCAUGGAAAAUUAAUACUAACACUAGUCUACAAUUGUUUGCAGUUUUUGCUUUCUUGAAGACAUAAGCUAGGCACAGAGUUCGUGUUCAGGUUUUUAAGCACUUUGAGAACAAUGACAAGUGCCUUUUUGGAGAUGGGUAACUUUCCAGUUUGUUAACUUGAUGUCUGUGCCACUUUAGUUUCUGGGCAGAAUUCAUGUGUCAUCUCCCCCUUCCUCAUUUUUUACAUUAAUCAAAUCGUCUGAGAGAGGUGGAAUCUGCUUUGCAUGUGCAGCCUGUUGCUAUGCCCAUUUGGUGUUUGUUGCGUAAUUGGACCUUGAAUCAAUAAAUGUAAAUAGAGCUUUUGAUCUGUAAUGCUUUUAUACAAAGUUUUUAUUUUAAUAAUAAAACAUUUUGUUUUA